Messenger RNA from Diorhabda sublineata, 3213 nucleotides. Its product is annotated as PE-PGRS family protein PE_PGRS16-like. The coding region runs from base 40 to 3153 and encodes 1037 amino acids. The transcript has 9 exons. The record is from RefSeq and is a predicted model, not a curated record. NCBI's taxonomy places the organism in Eukaryota, Metazoa, Arthropoda, Insecta, Coleoptera, Chrysomelidae.
AGAGGUGAAAAAAAGCGAAACAACAAUUCAAAAUCGACAAUGAACAACAAUCAACUAACUUCGAUUUUGUUGUGUAUCCUCGUUGGGAGCACUUUGGGGCAUGAUUAUCAACGUGCUAAAUAUCUAGCACCGAAAUCGAGAUUAUCCUUGUUCAAAGAACGAUCAUCUGAAACCAAACAAUGUCAUUUACAAUGCACACAAGAAAAACCGACCGGACCGUUGCAAUUAUUCGUUAACCAAACCACAAAUCUAAUAGCAAUCGUUAACACAACGGCGAACGUAGCAUUGAUCAUCGAUAUAAACGCCAAUAUAACAGCAAUACUUAACGGUACAAGCGGUGGUGGCGUUAUCAUAGAUAUCGCAACGCAAACGGGGCGAUACAUCAAAUCGAGCACAAAUAUUAAUCUAUGGUUAAAUUCACGGGAUUCGUUCCAAAUCUAUUUCUCGAAACUAGAAUCUCUAAAAGUAUUAUUGAAUUUAAAUAUUGGUGUUAAAUUUGACGUUGAAUCAUCUUCUAAGGAAACGUACGAAUUUACUGGAAAUCUUUUAGUUAAAUUAGUUGAUAAUAUUGAUAUACAAAGUGAUAUUACAGUUGGGUUAUCACUGUUUAUCUCUAUAUCAUCGAACUUUAUCGUUUUGUUAAAAGGAAAUCUUAAUGGAAUUCUCAAGUUGAUCGGCGCAGCCGCAAUACACCUACAAGGUGACGUAUUGAGAUUACAAAACUUCCUAAGUGGUAUAGGCGUUAUUUUCGGACAAAUUCAAGGAGGUUUGUCCGCAAUAAUCGAAGCAAACAUCUCCAUCAAUUUCUCUGAAUUACUAUCUUCUAGUAACGGUAUUGAAGUACUGACUCGUUUGGUACUCUACUUAGGUGCUAAAUUCGAUUUAUCUGCUCUGGGUAAUUAUUUGAACAGCGUCGAACAGCUGUUAAAUGUCAUAGUACAAUUAGGAGGUGGAAUUAGCGUCGGAGUAACCGGCGCUCUUAAAGUUAUUUCUCAAAUAGUCGGCGUUCUACAAGGAUCAAUCAAUAUUGAAGUUUUAAUACAAACUCUAAUCGAAUUUUCCGCCAAUAAACACGACGAUAUCGAAAUUAAAGUCUAUUGGGAUACUUUAAUCGAAGCUAUACGCGUCACUAACUGCCAAAACGCCCUAUCGGUAACUAUCGAUAUUAUAACGCAAAUACAAAAUAAUAAUUUAAUCGUUUUGGGUAUAAACGUCUCAGAAAUACUACAAGUUUUGGUUACGGGGUCUCAAAAAGCUUUGGAAUUAGUUGUUAAAGUUCUUAUUCGAAUUGGAGGUGCGGUAAAUAUUUCUCUAUCUAUUUCGAUUCUUCUUUUCGCACUUAUCCGAUUAGUGACGACUGCGUACGGUGUCGUACUUCUCAGAGGACUCGGUAUAACGAUUAAAGUCACUGGAAAUAUAGUGAGUUAUAUACUGAAGAACAUCAAUAUUGGUAAUAUCAUCAGUUUGCUUACGAAAUUCAAUGUCGUAUCUCUACUUAAAUCCAUUCCUAUACUGAGCGAUAUUUUUGCCGCACUUUCAUCGGCUGUUCAAGUUAGUAGCGGUGGAGAGUUGCAAAUUAGCGUGUUGUUGAAAUCUGAACAAUCCACAAGUGUCACCGCUGGAAUUGGGGUUUUCAUUAAGGGUUUGUUGAAUAUUAACGGUGCUACUACGCCUAAACCGACGCCCGUUACCCUUCCAGCUGUUAACGGCACUGGAAACGGUUCCGGAACAAUAAAUGGUAAUGGAUCUAUUGGUGGAUCAGUUCAUUUAGGAGGGAAUGGUUUAUUCCCUUGGUUACAUAGCUGGAGUUGGGGUGGAAACAAAGAUACUCUAGGUAACGGAAAUUCUAACAGCGGUUCUGGAACUGGUACUGGUAGUGGAAGUGGAAGCGGUACUGGUAGUGGAAGUAUCGGUGGAAACGGAGGCGGGAAUGGCUCGUUUACAUUUGGUCUAGGAGGUGAUGGUGGCGCGUCUUCAGGAAAUUCCGGAUCAUUUGGAUUGGGACUGGGAGGAAGUGGUAGCAAUGGCGGAAAUGGAAAUUCAGGAAGCAGCGGAGAAACUGGCUGGAACUUUGGAGGUAACUCAAAUGGAAACUUAGGCGGCAGUGGCAGCGGUACCGGUAGUGGAAGCGGUACUGGUUCUGGAAACGGUACUAGUAGUGGAAGUGGAAGCGGUACUGGUAGUGGAAGUGGAAGUGGAAGCGGUACUGGUAGUGGAAGUGGAAGUAUCGGUGGAAACGGAGGCGGGGAUGGCUCGUUUACAUUUGGUCUAGGAAACAGCGGUGAAAAUGGCUGGAACUUUGGAGGCAACUCAAAUGGAAACUUAGGCGGCAGUGGCAGCGGUACUGGUAGUGGAAGUGGAAGCGGUACUGGUAGUGGAAGUGGAAGCGGUACUGGUAGUGGAAGUGGAAGCGGUACUGGUAGUGGAAGUGGAAGCGGUACUGGUAGUGGAAGUGGAAGCGGUACUGGUAGUGGAAGUGGAAGCGGUACUGGUAGUGGAAGUGGAAGCGGUACUGGUAGUGGAAGUGGAAGUGGAAGCGGUACUGGUAGUGGAAGUGGAAGUAUUGGUCUAGGAGGUGAUGGUGGUGCGUCUUCAGGAAGUUCCGGAUCAUUUGGAUUGGGACUGGGAGGUGGAAAUGGAAAUUCAGAAAACAGCGGUGAAACUGGCUGGAACUUUGGAGGGAACUCAGAUGGAAACUUAGGCGGUGGUUUGAGUGGAAGUUUUGGCAGUAACGGUCAUGGUAGUGAUGGUGGAAGUAACGAUGGUAGCUCAAGUGGAAAUGCGGAUGGGAGUGGAGGCUUGAACAUAAGCUUAGACGGAAGUGGUAAUGGAAGCGGCAGUGGAAGUGGAAGCGGAAGUGGCAGCGGAAGUGGUAGCGGAAGCGGAAGCGGAAGUGGUAGCGGUAGCGGAAGCGGAAGCGGUAGUGGUAGCGGAAGUGGAGGCUUAAGCUUAGGUGGAAGCGGAAGCGGUAGUGGAAGCGGAAAAGGUAGCGGAAGUGGAGGCUUAAGUUUAGGUGGAAGCGGAAGUAUAGGAAGCGGCCAUUUUGCGCUAAGAGACAACAAGAAUAAAGGACACGCUCGAAAUCACCACGAACACUCUCGAACCCACCACGAACACUCUCGAGUCCACCAAGGACACGCUAACAACCAAUAAAAUAAUGAAAUAUAUAGUCUUCCAUUUAUAGAUACUGUAAAUAAAUAAUACGCAUCGUUA